This is a messenger RNA of Macroventuria anomochaeta, 1256 nucleotides long. RefSeq lists its product as uncharacterized. The transcript has a single exon. The record is from RefSeq and is a predicted model, not a curated record. Lineage: Eukaryota; Fungi; Ascomycota; Dothideomycetes; Pleosporales; Didymellaceae. Gene Ontology annotation, biological process: canonical NF-kappaB signal transduction. The coding region runs from base 59 to 1084 and encodes 341 amino acids.
CACGAAUACGGUCGACCCCUCAUGCACGACUGGAUACUACUGCAUCGUAGCCCUCACCAUGGAGGACCAGGCUGACUCCGCCUCCAAGACGGACGCCUACACCACAGCCAAGUCGUCCAAAUUCCACUUUAAAUCCUCGUCCUCGCGCCGCAGACGACGUCAUGACCGCGAAGACGACGACGACAAGGACAGACAACACCGCUCUUCAAAGCGCCACCGACCAGACGACGGACCCUCUACCAGACGCAGCCACCAGUCCUCCCAGCGCAAACACAAGCAAAGACAUCGCUCAGACCGGCAUCCCACAUCCACCCUCGAUGGAGAGUACUACGACCCAGACCACCGGUAUCGUGAAUCUUUGUUCGAUGAGGUAGAAUCGAACGACCAAGAUGUUUUCCGUGAAUCGCUCUUCGACGCGCUCGCCGACGACGAGGGCGCCGCCUACUGGGAAGGCGUCUACGGUCAACCAGUGAACAUAUAUCCCACUGAGAAGCGCGGGCCAGAUGGCAAGCUUGAGCGCAUGACUGAGGAUGAGUAUGCAGACUUUGUGCGAACCAAAAUGUGGGAGAGAAGCCAUCAGCACAUCGUCGAGGAGCGGGAGGCGCGAGAGCGGGCAAGACAGAAGAGGAAACAAGAACGCGCGAGCUAUGACGAGGACGCGGAGAGGGAGGAGAGGGAGAGUGCGGGGAUCAGGCGGCAGGUGGAAGACAGUCUGAGACGGGGCGAGGAGAGAAAGAGAGCUAAGGAGGCGGUGAAGAGUUGGGAGGUGUACAGCACGAAAUGGGAGACCCUGAAUGAGUCGGACAGCGCAGCAGAGGCCGAGGGAGCGGACGUCAGGGAGUUGAUUCCGUGGCCGGUCUUAUCUGGUAAGGCCAAGCAUGUCGAGAAACAGGAGAUUGAGCGCUUCUUGCGCGCCUCGCCGGCUUGGAAAGAUGAUGUGGAUGCGCUGCUCAAGGCGGAGAGAGUGCGGUGGCAUCCGGAUAAGAUGCAGCGAAGGUUUGGAAAGCGGAUUGACGAGGAAACGAUUAGGGAUGUUACGGCGGUGUUUCAGGUCAUUGACCAGAUGUGGAACGCACGACGAUGAAGCCCUGACAAGAGCCGCGAUCUCGCAGCCACGAUCUCGCAGCCUGGUUCCAUUCGAGAUGGUAUGAUAGCUCGAAUGCACUCAUCACCUCGCCUCUACAUGAAGCUGCCCAACUUGUCGAUCGUAUGUCUCCACCUUCUCCACCAUCCCCAAACCCUUAGUCUUCAUCAAA